Molecule: messenger RNA, 1737 nt
Organism: Purpureocillium lilacinum
Lineage: Eukaryota; Fungi; Ascomycota; Sordariomycetes; Hypocreales; Ophiocordycipitaceae
Biological process (GO): protein modification by small protein removal
Molecular function (GO): peptidase activity
Source: RefSeq, a predicted model, not a curated record
AUGGACGUCCAGCUGCUCGUCUACGACCUGUCUCGCGGUCUCGCGCGGCAAAUGUCCAUGGGCAUCCUCGGCUUCCAGCUCGACGCCAUCUACCACACUUCUAUCCAGCUCAACGGCCGCGAGUAUGUGUACGACGGCGGCAUCAUUGCCAUCGUGCCAGGCUCCUCUCACCUCGGGCAGCCCAUGCAGAAGAUUCCCCUCGGCACUACUCACCUGCCCCUGGACGUGAUCGAGGAAUUCCUCGACUCAAUACGGCCGAUAUUUACUCUCGAGGCAUAUGACUUGUUUCGCCAUAACUGCAACAACUUUAGCGACUCCUUUUCCAACUUCCUCGUUGGCAAAGGCAUCCCUGACCAUAUCGUCAACAUGCCACAGGCGGUUAUGGAUUCUCCGAUGGGACGCAUGCUGCUACCGCAACUCACACAAGGUGUCAAUGCAGGCCGGUCAAAUGGCUCGAUCCUCGGUCUGCAGGACACGGCCAGGGCAUCUGCACCAAUCCCGGAUCCAAGGAGGACUGUCAAGUCAAUCUCAACUCAAGCCGAGUUCUCACGUCUUCUCGAUGAGGCAAAGCGGUCCUGCGCCGUCGUGUUCUUCACAUCCGCCACUUGCCCGCCGUGCAAGACGCUGUACCCGUUGUACGACGAGCUUGCAGAGGAACUCGGGGACAGUGCGACCUUUGUCAAAAUCGACAUCUCGCAGCCACAAGCGUCUUUGAUCGCACAGCAGUUCUCUGUGCGGGCAACACCCACAUUCGUCACAUUCUUGAAAGGCGCAGAAGAGAACCGAUGGUCAGGGGCAGACCCUACAGCCCUUCGGGGCAACGUCCAACUCUUGGUGCAGAUGGCUCAUCCGACACACCCGCACUCCAAGCUACGCCUGCCUAGCUUCUCAAGCACCAACACGAAACCUGUUUCGUAUACCAAGAUCCCUCCUAUGGCCAAGUUGAUGGUCAAGAUGGGAGAUGAGCUGGCUAAGAAACCCGAAGUUCAGAGCUUGACACGAUUCAUCGAGAUGAGACAAACAGCUGGGCCGCAAGAUGCCAUUGUGCCGGACAUGACACAUCUAUCGAAACUGGUUCAGGAUUCGGUUGUGAGCUUACCGCCAGAGACGCUUUUCACCAUCGUCGACCUCUUCAGGUGCGCCCUGGUAGAUCCUCGAGUAAGUGGGUUCUUCGCAGAGGAGGAGGACCACAAGACAGUUCGCGACGUGUUCGAAUUUGUCAAUAGCCAGAGCGCAUGUCCAUACGCUCUUCGUCUCGUCAGCCUUCAGAUGGCCUGCAACUUGUUCUCGACACCACUGUUCCCCGACGAGAUACUACGCAACGCCAACCUCCGGACGCCACUCAUCCAGCUCAUAUCAUCCAGCUUCCUUGACGACAGCCACAACAACGUCAGGGUUGCGGCAUCAUCUCUCCUGUUCAACCUCGCGCUGGCGAAUCGGCGGUCCAGGGAGAGCGAUACCAAGCCGACGCUCCCUGAAGGAGACGAGGUCGAGCUCGCUGCGUCAGUGGUAGAAGCGAUCGCCCAGGAGGACAAAUCAAUAGAGGCACUACAGGGAAUGCUAUCGGCACUCGGGCACCUGGUAUAUGGCACGGCGUUGGAUGGAGAGCUGGCCGACCUGCUGCGAGCGCUGGACGCUCAGGGCACCAUCUUGGCGAAGCGGAAGGCGUUUCCUGGGGAGAAGCUCAUAGGUGAGGUGGCGGAUGAGCUGCUAGGCAAGGGAUUGCGGCGCUCAUAG